UUAUGGUUACGGCACACUCCGGAGCCAAUGGAGUGAGUAGAACUCACGUGCGGCUGGAAGAACUCCGCCCCACGACCCGGAGGCCAAUGGAGUGCGCCGUAACAAAAGUUCUCGCAGGAAGAACCGUCCGUGGCACCAAUGGCGGGCGUCGUAUCUACGGUUCCUGCCGGAAUGACGCCUUUGCGUCCCCACAGCGUGCGCGGUUGCUAUGACGCCCUGGCUCCUUAGGCACCUGCAGUUCACAACUGAGCUGCUAGCAGCAAAACCACCCCGGGACCCUCGCAGCACCCUCCAGAAGAAAAUUUCCGCCUGCUUCCUGAGGUUUCCGCCUCAACCCCGAGGAGGAAAGCGUUUUUCCUCCACUCCUUUUUCCACGUCCCAGGACUUUCCCUAUUCUCUUCCAAGUAAGGACCGAAACUACCGAAGAGCCCUCUGGCUCUGGCCUUUCCAACCUGGGGCUGGAGUGAUUCUGUCCGAAGAAGGAUUCGCCCGUUUUCCCCGGAUCCAGCUGCUGCAGCCAUGUGGUGUCAGGCUGCCGCUCUUAUUUAAACGGUGACUUAGAACACGCUCCUUUUCUCACCUAACCCGUGAGGGGACACACCCUGGACAGAUGACUACACCCGAAGACCCAAGUCGCUAAAAGUUCACGGAGGCACAGUUGUCCCCCUACUUGUAGGCACGUGAACCUUAGAACUGCCGUUUUCUGCUUUUUGGACCGGUCUUCGUCAUGCAGAACCUUGAAUCCGGAUGAGACUGGAGGCCUUUGGUAACCUCAUCAUCGGAGAUUGCAGUCAUGACAGUAUGGUGGUCUCCCUAUGAUUUUCACUGACUGGACCUUUAAUAUGAGUGAAAAUAUGGCUGGAUGUGGUGGCGCAUGCCUGUAAUCCUAGCUACUCCUGAGGCUGAGGUGGAAUAUUGCAUAAACUAUGUUUGUAACUUAACAGAGGGAAGAGAAGACUUUUCUCACGGUUUUGAAAAGGAAAAUGAACAACUUAGACAUGAAUUUAAAGAGCUCCAACUCAAACGAAACCCAAAUAAAGGAAGUUGAAGAAAUGUUGUCUCGAGAAGUCUCAUCUAAAAUAGCUCUGAGAAACUCCUGUGAACAAAUUGCAUAUUCACUGGUAGAAGGAAGAACACUCUUGAAGAAAUUGGAACUUGGGGACUCCAAGCCGGAGUCUCAAAGACAUAUGAAUGGUAACCUGCAGAAAGAAUUUCCCCAGGAGAAAUUUGAACAAAUCCACCAGCCUUUGCAAAGAGAACAUCAGAAACACCAAGAAUGUGGGCAACAGACUAAAAAAGAUCUGAGCGAGUCUCAUAAUAAAGACCUGGAUAAAAAUAAAGCAUCACAAAAUUGCCUGGAGAGAGGCAUGGAACAAGUAACACAGAGGUUGGAGGUUGCUCAGGAAGAGAUCCAAAGGCUCACCGAUAAACUACAACUGAAGGAGAUGGAAGAAAGCAAAUUAGAUUCUGCACUUGAGAAGGCUCAACAAGAAAUUAAGAAAUUGAAAGAAAAUCUGAUAAAACUGAAAGAAAAUGAUACAUUUGACCUACAGAAAGCAAAAGAACACAAUCAGAGACUAGAUGGCGAAAUUCUAGCCUUAAGAAAUCGGGUUCGAUCACUUGACUCAGAAAAAAAAGUGCUUGGAGAAGUGGUUGAAAAACUUAAAAGAGAGAUAUGUGAAUCUCAAAAGAAUAAGGAACUUGGAAACUACUCCCCUGGAAAAACUGUGGGUGCUGAAAAGAGAGUACAGGAAUUGCAGAAAUCAAAGUCGGAACUUACAUGCCUUUAUAGUGAGAUUCAAAGUCUUCCAGGGGCAGCAGAAGACAGAGACCAUUUUUUAAUAGCAUAUGACCUCCUAAAAAGAGAGAAUGCUGAAUUAGAAACAAAGAUCUCAAAGUUUUCACAAGAAUUGGAACAAUUAAAUCACUUUACUAUAGGGGGGGAAACUGCAACUGCUAAUUUAAUUGCAAGUGAAAGUGCCUAUAAAGAUCUGGUGUUGAAAGUACCAAUUUUGGAAGUAGAGUUGCAAAGCCCAGAGGAAGAGAAAGAGGAACUCUGUCCCGAAUUAGGAGAAAGUAAGCAGAAGGACAUUCCAGAGGAGUCAGUAAAGGAGGGCACUCUUCCAAAAGAGGGGCAGAAGGAGGAGGACUCUCAACCGAAUCGAGAUAUGAAAGAUGAAGAACCGCAGUUGGCCAUGAAGCCUGAGGAAGUUGUAAGGCUUGGAGAAGAGGCAAGGCAUGUGAAUCAGAGCCUCCUUCGGUCUCCGAACUCUGGGGAUAGUUCAGAUGACAGUAGCACCCAGUAUCUGUCAUCUGGAGAAAAACUCAAAUGUGAGCAGCAAGAGGAAAUACAACAACUUCGCAAGAAUUUGCAUCGGCUCCAAAUUCUUUUCAACUCAGCUGAAAAAGAGCUUCGAUAUGAGCGAGAAAAGAACAUGGACUUAAAGCAACAUAAUAGCUUGUUUCAGGAAGAAAACAUUAAGCUCAAAAUUGAACAAAAGCAGGCCCAACAGAAGUUAUUGGACAGCACAAAGAUGUACGCUUCACUCACAGCAGAAUGGAAGCACUGUCAGCAGAAGAUCAAAGAACUAGAGCUGGAAGGACUUAAGCAGGCUCAGGGCAUCAAAUCACAGAACCACCUGCAGGAAAAGCUGGCUCAGGAGAAAUCUAAAGUUGCCAGUGCAGAGGAAAAGAUUUUAGACCUGCAGCAGAAAUUGGAACACGCUCAUAAAGUCUGUAUCACAGACACUUGUAUUUUGAGGACGAAGCAACUAGAGGAAAAGAUCAAAGAAGCAACAGAAAAUGAAGCUGAGUUAAGGCAACAAUAUCAGGAGGAACAACAGAAGAGGAAGCUCCUAGAUCAGACUGUAAAUGAGUUAAAAAGGAAAGUGACAACCUUACAGGAGAAAGAUAAUCAGUUGAAAGUGACCAGAUCUCAGCAACAAGAGGCCCUACUCAAACAACUGGAAAAUGAAAAAAGAAAAUCCGAUGAGCAUAUCAAGAGCAAUCAGGAGUUGUCAGAGAAGCUGUCGGGGUUACAGCAAGAGAAGGAAGCUCUAUGGGAAAGAUGUGUGCAAUUUUUGGAGCACUUUGAUGAGCAUGUAAGAAACUACUCUGAGAAGCAUCACCACAAAGCCAAGCUUCGAAAGGUCAAGGAUCAUUUAGUUCAUGAAGUAGAAAUGCGAAAUAAAAGAAUUAAACAACUUGAAGAUGAAGCUGGACUCCUGCAACAAAAAAUUGAGACGGAUAAGGCAUUCCAGGACCAGAUCAUUGCCCAAAAUGAUACCCUGAUCCUAGAAAAAAGGGAGCUUCUGAAGCAAGUCAUGGACCAAGAAGAAAUAAUCCGCAACAACAAACACAUAAUCUCGUCAGUCAAGAGCAAAGCACUUUUCCUGGAUAAAGAAAAUAAGCAAUUACAGGAAAAUCAUUUCCGGCUCAUGCAGCAAGUUAGCUUCUUAGAGCGCAUUAUAUGGAACAUCCAGAUUCGCAGAAGAGAGGAAGCAACAAUUAGCGACAUCCCUGGACUUGACCUAUUAAAUAAAAUGUUGCCUUUUCCGGGAUCUAGUUUCUCAGGAGCACGUUCUGUAGAGUCCAUUGGAAAUCUUCAAGGGACUAAAGACCAUAAAUCAGAAGCAGAAAUGGCAGUUUCAAAGUCCCCUGAGUGUCUUUCAUGUUCACAGAAUUCUGAAACUGGAUACAUAAAUGUGGCUUUUCUGAAAGAGGAAAACAGCCUAAAAAAACAAGACCAAAAAUCAGAACUAUAAAAUCACUGGUGUCUGACCCUAUACUGAUCAAACCUGCUAACUUAAAGCUUGAACAUUAAAGUGGACUGACAUGGAAGAUUCUGGAUUCCCCAUGUAUGUCAACCAGGAGUCUUCAAAAUUGCUGAUAAGUUCA
Molecule: messenger RNA, 3897 nt
Organism: Sciurus carolinensis (gray squirrel)
Lineage: Eukaryota; Metazoa; Chordata; Mammalia; Rodentia; Sciuridae
Gene: Ccdc30
Product: coiled-coil domain containing 30
Exons: 22
Coding region: 984-3764 (926 amino acids)
Source: RefSeq, a predicted model, not a curated record